This is a messenger RNA of Alligator sinensis (Chinese alligator), 3361 nucleotides long. RefSeq names its product ring finger protein 138 (gene RNF138). The record is from RefSeq and is a predicted model, not a curated record. NCBI's taxonomy places the organism in Eukaryota, Metazoa, Chordata, Crocodylia, Alligatoridae. The transcript has 5 exons. The coding region runs from base 144 to 584 and encodes 146 amino acids.
UCUGUUAAUUUUGAUUUAGGUUUUGCAGAAAAUGUUUCCUGACAGCUAUCAGAGAAAGUGGAACGCAUUGUCCUCUCUGCCGGGGAAGUGUGACUAAGAAAGAAAGAUCAUAUCCCCAAAGGGCCCUAGAUGUUGAAAACAACAUGAAGAAGUUUUCUGGAAGCUGUAAAUGCUGUGAAAAACAGGUUAGAUAUUCUCGCAUGAGACAACAUUAUAAAACAUGUAAGAAAUAUCAGGAAGAAUAUGGUGAUUCUUGUACUGUUCCAAGCUUAAAGAUUUACCAAGAGUCAACGGGGAACAGUGCUCAUCCCACAUUUAAGUGCCCCCUGUGCCAGGAAACCAACUUUACAAGGCAACGCUUACUGGAUCAUUGUAACAAUAGACAUGUUCAUCAGAUAUGUCCGGUAGUCUGUCCUAUUUGUCUCUCUCUUCCUUGGGAAGUUUCUAACCAGGUUACUAGAAAUUUUGUUGACCAUCUAAAUGUAUGGCACCGGUUUGACUACGGAGAAUUUAUGAAUCUUCAGCUCGACGAAGAAACCCAGUUCCAAAAUGCAGUUGAAGAAUCUUGUCACGUGAACUUCUGAAAUGGAGAACCUCUGCAUUUUAAAGGUGGUGUGAGGAAGAAAAAACUACAUGAAUUCUCUUUCAGUAAUUUCAAAUGAAUAUAAAUAAAGGGAAUUCAGUACCCAGUUUUUUCAGGUUUAAUUUCUUUCCAAGACUAAAGAUUUUUUUUUAGAAUGGCUUUUGCUUAAAUAUAAAAGUAGAGUAAACUUGAUUAUAUUUCACAGAAUCAUAGAAAAUUAGGAUGGAAGAGACUUCAAAAGGAGGUCAUCUAAUCCAACCCUCUCAUGCUCAAGGCACGAUCAAUCUCAAUCUUGUGGAUUUUUUUUUAAUAGAAUGUAACUGAUAAUCUCUCUGUUGUAAAGGUGCCAAGUCAUUUUACUGGGAUCUUUCCUUUUUAAAUUGGGGCAUUUCUAGGGCUCUACACUGAUGUUUUGACUUCUCUUUAAUUGUUCACUGCUCUUUGUUGAUACAGACUUAUUUUUUAUGAAUACCACAUUUUAUAACUGACUAGUGGGCAACUCUGAAAAGUAAAUAUUUGAAAAACAAUGCAAAGAUGCUCUAUUUUGCUGCUGCUCUUAACAUCUUCUGCAAAAUUAUAUCGAUUGAAUUCAUUUUUUGAAGAUGAAAUUGAAUGGUUUCUUUAUUGUUACCUCUAAAAACAAAAAUGAAAAUGGCUGAAGUGGGAAACAGCUUGUUUGAAUCAGCAGCAAUGCAGAGGUGGUUUGUUCUACUUGUAUCAUUAAGAAAGAAUAAUACCAGAGCCUGGGGGAUAUUGCUUCUAUUUUGUUAUUUCUCUGGAGCAUAACCAAGGUAGGAUGUCUUGUUUCUUGGAGUGGUGGGCUCUGAGCAUUUUCCAUUCCCUCAACAGAUAAGGAAGUGCUUUUAUGUCACUUGCCUUUGUACAUUCUGAACAAUUAAAGAUGCCAAUACACAAAAGAUGCUGUCUUUAGCAUAUGAAAAAGGCUAAAUUGUUUUUGUCUUUAGAAAUAUUUUUAUUAGAAAUUCAGGUCUUAUCUAUCCUGUUUUUAAUGAAAGACUGAACUAAUAAACUGGUAGUUUUGAGACAUAGCCAGUAUAAAGAUACCAGUAUUUUUUUUCCAAACUGCAUCAUCUAUAACAUUUACAGGCUUAACCAUUAACAGUUAAAAGGAAAAAUCCUGCUAAGAAGAGUCACUACUUGCAUAUCCUAAGGGUUGAGAGUCCAUUGUAGUUCUCCACUCUCCCAAGGUCUCUAACAAAUUAAAGACAGACAAGAAUUCAUAUUCCUGUAGUUUUCAGAUAAAAAUAAAACUUUCAGGCCUUCUUUAUAUGCCAUAAAACACAUUGUGUUCUUUUAUAUGUCUCUUUAAGAAAUGGUUUAGACUUAGAGAAUUUCUAGGACUGGAAAAGUAGGAUGUUUCCAAAUGCACACUCAUUUGGGGCUUUCUUGACUUCUCUUUUCACAACAAUGUCCUUCACUGCUACUGUUCAUGGGUAUUGUGUACACCAAAAAGAGCAUAUCCAAUAAUAUUCCUAGUGAUCUAGCUAUAAUUGUAAUAACUAUGCACUGAAACUACAAUAGCAUUCUGUUGUUUAACUCCAAUUUGUGCCUUUGAAAACCUUCUCCUAACAUAUAAGCAAUGCUAUUUCUAAACAAACAAAAAAUCUGCAGAAUGUGACUUCUUAUAUUUUUCAUAUUCCAAAAAGAUAUCAGACCGUACAGCAGGUUCAUUUGUUAUGUAUAUUAGAACUCUUAACACCACACAUGCUCUAUUCAUUUGAUAUUGUUUUAGCCUUUAAUUAUAAACAGUGUAGCCAGUAGUAUGAGAGUAGCAAAUAUCACUAUUGGAGGUUUAAAUUGCCAAAAAUUCAGGGAAAUAGACUACUUCACAAGUUACCUAAGUCCUGUUACACUGUCUUAAAAAUAAGAGGGGAAAACAAACUGCAUUGUAGUCUGCUGCUAAUAUUCAUAAUUUAUUUAAAAACUGAGUCUAUGCGAAUUUUUCCUAUUCUAUAAUUUAAUAGUGAUAUUUAGAAGUUUAGUUCCAAGAUUUUUAGAUUCAGUAUAUAUGCAGGAAAUGGAACUAAAUGCCUAAACAUAAUACAGUGUGUUCUGAAAUCAGUAUUUGACUGACACUGACUGGUUACUUCAGCUGCCUGAACACGUCUUUAGAUUUGUAGUUGAAAUUGCUUCUAUUUUAAAUAUUUACUCUGGGAAACAAAAGUCUGUGCACUGUUAUAGCAAUAAUUAGUUGUCAUUUAACAUGGUUUUUGGAAUAACAUUUUAGAAUUCUUUAAACAUUGUAAGACUUGACUUCCUGCAAUUUAAAAGUAAUAAUUUUUCAGUAUGUUGCAAAGAAUUUAAUCUUGAAACCAUAGUUUUAAAUUACUGCAUCCCCUCGUGUGUUUUAAAUACAAACAAAACUUUUAAUGCCUAGGAUGACAACUUCUCUUUGCUUGUAGAUGUUAAACUCUGUAUUGGCAAAGUUUGUCUUUGAAAGCCUUAUAUUUUUGCUAUGAUGAGACAGACUCUAAGUACAUUUUUUGGAUAACUAAUAAAUGAUAAGGAACUAAUCUGGUUGGAUAUGAUGCUGCUGUUGUGACUCUCCCACUCUGAAACUCAGACACACGCAAAAGGGGGCUGUAUAAUAGUAGUGGUUUAUAUUUGUUCUUAAAUAAAAUGUGCAGAUUUUACUGGAAGUGUGUUGUUGAGAAACUUUUUCUUGUUAACAUUCCAUUGUACUCCUGUUGAAUAUGGUGUAUUAUGUGUUAAUUGUACCUUCUGGUUUUCCCCCCCCAAUAAAACGGUUUAUUUUCA